AUGAUAUUCGCCUUCAUUCUAUCAGUCUCGUCGCAACUUCAGUACUACCGUCCGGAUCACAGCAUCAUCGUUCCCGAAUCCAUGCGGAACUCUAUAAACACCGCGAGAAGUGGUUUGGGCGCUUUUGUGACACGCAGAAAAGAUCCAGAGGGCGCUGAGAUCGUCGGCACGCGGAGGUUUCGUGGGCGUAUUAACGCAGUCGCAGCUGCAAGGAGACUUUGGAGUCGUGUCUUCAAGAGCGAGAAUCGAACGAACGAGGCAGGUCCGUCUGUAUUGAGGGUCGUUCCGAGCGUCAACUCUGCUCUGGGUGUGACAGCGCAGAUGAUGGAUCCUGUAACAGUACAUACAUGUGAUAUUAACGCCUUGGCUGAAAAUUGGGAUGUCGGCUUGUUCCCUGGUUCCUUUCCUUCUGACGAGACUCUUCAAGGUUUAGUCGUCAGCUCUUCCGACCAAGCUUCCGCCGACGACGCUGCAAUAGUACCUCUUCCUCUACAGUUUGCUGAAGAGAUUCAGCAGCUCGGAAGGAAGUCAUCUCCUCCCAUCGUUACCGAUUCCAGCCCCUACCAAGAGUCCGACCUUUCUUGCGAAACCGCCUCUCCUACCGGUAACACAGCCGUCAGCACCAUCCACCACUCGCUGUCACUCUUUCCUCGCACUUCUUCCACACGCGCACACUCACCCGACUGGAUACCCGCUCCUGAUAAUCCUCGCCGCUCGCUAGACACUCUCGCCAUCGGAUCCCGGCCAGGUUCGGAGGUGACCUCCAAACCUCACAGCGACAUCGACUUACUUGUCAACAGCAUCGAGCGAUUCAGAUUCACCACCCUCGUAAAAUCCACAAUCAUCGAUAACGUGCAGGACACACGGGAUAUCGUCUACAUGACUAGUGCGAAUCUGCUCAAUAUCGGAUGGGACAUGAAAAGGCUACUCGUUAUCUGGUCCAGGAUCACCUCGAACGCACCGGAC
Alternaria postmessia is the source of this 966-nucleotide messenger RNA. RefSeq lists its product as uncharacterized. Lineage: Eukaryota; Fungi; Ascomycota; Dothideomycetes; Pleosporales; Pleosporaceae. The transcript is spliced from 3 exons. The annotation marks the transcript as partial. The record is from RefSeq and is a predicted model, not a curated record.